Molecule: messenger RNA, 636 nt
Organism: Alternaria ethzedia
Lineage: Eukaryota; Fungi; Ascomycota; Dothideomycetes; Pleosporales; Pleosporaceae
Exons: 4
Coding region: 1-636 (211 amino acids)
Biological process (GO): mitochondrial electron transport, cytochrome c to oxygen
Cellular component (GO): mitochondrial envelope
Source: RefSeq, a predicted model, not a curated record
AUGUUCGUCCAGCGCUCUGCUAUCGCCGCAGCAAGGCGUGUGGCCCCCCGCGCCAUUGCGACCCGCCGCACCUUCACCACCACCUUUGCCCGCUGGGAGUCCACCGAGAGCAAGGAGGCCAAGGAGAGCAACAUUGCGCAGAAGGAGACCGGUCACUCGGCCAACUCCCCCAGCGUCCUCGCAGGCUUCAAGAAGCUCGACCAAAUCAAGACCGAGGAGGACCUUCUGCCCCCUGGUGCGCAGCCCGGUACCGUUCCUACCGAUGCCGAGCAGGCGACCGGUCUUGAGCGUCUCGAAAUUCUCGGAAAGAUGCAGGGUAUCGAUAUCUUCGACAUGAGGCCAUUGGACGCCAGCCGUCUCGGUACGAUGGAGGACCCCAUCACCGUCAACUCGGCCGGUAACGAGCAGUACGUUGGUUGCACCGGUUUCCCCGCCGAUUCGCACAACGUCCUCUGGAUUACCCUUACCCGCGAGGAGCCCAAGUCCCGCUGCAUGGAGUGCGGAUCCGUAUACGAGAUGAAGUACGUUGGCCCGGCCGACGACGCCCACGGCCAUGACCACCACCACGCCGAGAACCCAUACCCCAGGCCCAAGAACAUGGCCGACUUCCUCAAGCCCGAGUACAGGGAGUUAUAA